AUGGAGUCGGAUGAUAUUGCCGAAAAGGGCAACCGUGUUGUUAUGUAUGGUCGCUAUCAACGCGACCUAAGUGAAGCGGCUAGAGAAGAAGCAAGACGACUUAGACGAUUACGAAAGAAGAGAAGAAAAGACGACAAACUGCGGCAAAAAGAACUUGAAGCCAAUGGUAAACAUAGACCUAGAGGAAAGUUUUUUAAAAUAUUAGGUUACGUAUGGAGACACACAUUUGCCCGACUGGGAGAAGACUGGGUGUUUCUGGCGCUGCUCGGUAUCAUCAUGGCUGUUCUCAACUUUGCCAUGGACAGAGGCAUCGCUGUUUGUCAAAAUGCGCGUAUGUGGAUGUACAACGAUCUAGCGACAUCAACGUUCAGUCAAUACGUAGCGUGGGUGUCGCUGCCAAUAUGUCUGAUACUCUUCGCUGCUGGAUUCGUACAUAUAGUCGCCGCACAGAGCAUAGGUUCUGGUAUUCCCGAAAUGAAAACGAUAUUACGAGGUGUUCAUCUCAAAGAGUAUUUAACUUACAGAGCUUUGAUUUCGAAGAUCAUCGGUCUAACUGCAACGCUAGGAUCUGGUUUGCCGCUGGGUAAAGAAGGUCCUUCAGUCCAUAUAGCGUCAAUGGUAGCAACUCUCCUUUCGAAAUUAGUGACGACCUUCCAAGGAAUCUACGAGAAUGAAUCCAGGACUACUGAGAUGUUGGCGGCAGCUUGCGCUGUGGGUGUUGCUUCGUGUUUCGCAGCGCCUGUUGGAGGUGUGCUUUUCUCAAUCGAAGUAACCUCAACAUAUUUCGCGGUGCGUAACUACUGGCGAGGUUUCUUUGCUGCCUGCUGCAGUGCUAUUAUGUUCCGUUUAUUAUCAGUGUGGUCGGGUGCUAUGCCCACGGUCAAACCUCUUUUCCCCACCAACUUGCCACAAGAUUUUCCUUUCGACCCUCAGGAGUUCGCCGUUUUUGUGUUGCUCGGUGUCGUCUGCGGUCUCCUGGCUGCGUUGUGGGUGUGGAUACAUCGCCAGUAUGUCCUGUUCAUCAGAAACACCAAGACGCUAAGCAACUUCCUGCAGAAGAACCGCUUCAUAUACCCAGGCUUCGUGACUCUGGCGGUUAUGUCGAUCCUCUUCCCUCCCGGUAUUGGCAAGUACAUGGCAGCAGAUCUUGGUAACCAGGAACAGGUGCUGUCCCUAUUCUCAAACUUCACGUGGACCGACGAGCUCACUGCUGAACAAGCUUCAAUCGUAUCUCACUGGCACACGCCGGAGGUCGACCAUUUUGGAUGUCUCAUUAUAUUCUUCUUCUCAAUCUACUUCCUAAGUAUGGUAUCAUGCACAUUGCCGGUGCCGGCGGGUAUCUUCGUACCAGCGUUCAAGAUGGGCGCCUCGCUGGGGAGGUUCACCGGAGAGGUCAUGCACUACUUCUGUCCGCUCGGCGUCGCUUACGGGGGGCAUAUACAGAAGAUCUUACCUGGUGGGUACGCGGUAGUGGGCGCGGCGGCGUUCACGGGCGCGGUCACGCACACCGUCUCCACCAUCGUCAUCGUCAGCGAGAUGACUGGACAGGUGACCCAUCUGCUUCCUAUAAUGGCGGCAGUACUAGCGGCCAACGCAACUGCUUCGCUUCUACAGCCUUCGUGCUUCGACAGCAUCAUUCUUAUCAAGAAGUUGCCAUAUCUACCAGAUCUGCUUUCGUCUGCUAGUCGUAUGUACGACAUUUGUGUGGAGGACUUCAUGGUGCGUGACGUCAAGUACAUCUGGAAUAGGAUGACCUUCCAGCAACUCAAAGACCUGCUCAAGGAAAAUAAGACGAUUAAAAGUUUCCCGUUAGUUGACAGCCCGGCAUCCAUGGUACUGUUAGGUUCAAUCCACAGGUGGGAGCUGGUAAAAGUCAUAGAAAAACAAGUGGGCAGAGACAGAAGACUCCAGAUUGCUGCGUUGUGGCAUAAAGAAGCAGAGAUGAGGAGGAGAGACGAAGAAGCCAAAAAGAGAGUGAGACGACCUUCGAGAUUUGAGGUGACUCCUGCACCAGAUAUGCUCCAGGUACCUGGUACCGGCAUGACGAGAGGAUCUUCGUUAACCACCAAAGAUCAGGGAGGACUUAUACCUGCACCAGGCCAGCUAUUCCGGCCAAAGUCGAUUUUGAAAAAGACAAACUCCUUUACGUUGACACGAGGGCUGUCUUCAGGAGGAUCGACCCCUCAAACACCAAUGAUGCCUCAACCUUCGGUGUAUACCACGGUGACUGGCGCUGAGACGAGAAUCCGUGCCGCAUUUGAAGCGAUUUUCAAACGUUCUUCAUUACUGCAAGAUGUUGAGGGUGGUCUACCAGAUCAGCUCAGUCCAUCUUCGUUGCCAAGAAGUCCAUCUAUCAAUAAGAAAGUUCAACUGCCCCGUGAGCGUGUAUGCGACAUGUCACCCGAAGACCAGAAGGCGUGGGAACUACUGGAAAUGGCCAAGGAGAUUGAUUUUGACAGGAUGCUUCAGAUUGCUAGAAAAAGGGAUAUGCAUCCUGAUGAUCCAGAAUAUGAGGAUGAGAACCUGUACAUCUGCCAUAUUGACCCUGCACCAUUCCAGCUGGUUGAGAGAACUUCAUUACUCAAGGUCCACUCGCUAUUCUCUACACUGGGGGUAAGCAGAGCGUACGUGACCGCCAUCGGUAGACUAAUUGGUGUCGUCUCACUUAAAGAGCUCCGCAAGGCGAUCGAAGAUGUGAACUCUGGCGCUCUAACACUGGCUACCAGACCCGAACCCCCAACCACACCGUCAUCCCCCAUCAUCAUCAAGGUCAUCACCACUGAACCGGCACCACCUUCUGACAGUGAAACUGCUAAACUCACCAGCAAUGAAAAAGAAAAAUGA
This is a messenger RNA of Arctia plantaginis, 2844 nucleotides long. Lineage: Eukaryota; Metazoa; Arthropoda; Insecta; Lepidoptera; Erebidae. The record is from the annotation of a GenBank genome assembly.